CGCGUUUACUUCCUCAUUUACGGUAGUGAACUUCUGCGCUCCGCUCGCUGUCAUGCAGGUGGAAUUCAGUCCAGCCGUGUGAUUCAAGCACAUCAGGACAGACAUUCAGUUUGAAGAGAGCUCCUCUCCAAGCCUGACUUCAUAUCCGACCAUCACAUCCACAUUUUACCUCAUCACAGUCAUGGCAUCAUCAGCACAGCCGAGGAGUUUGAACAGCACGCAGAUCGGACACAUUUAAACGACGAAUCUUCAGAGAGACUCGCAUCAUGCUCAGGUGGUCUGUCUUUCCCACUGAAGGAGAUCAUACAGGCUGCAUUUGGGAAAGAAAACAGUCGUGUGAAUGUUUAGAAUAUUAAUCAGAUCCUUUUUAUAAUCAUGGAGGAGAGCAAUACCUGUGAAUCAGUCCCUGAUUUAAAGGAUCUGGAGUUGAAAGUGGGAAGAAAGACCCCGGAGGGGCUCCUGAGGUGGAUGAGAGAGGAGCACAAAAUGAUCUCUCAUCAUCAGACAGACAAUAAUGAGACCGAGAAGAAGGGCCUGGAUGAGAAGAUCCGAAAACUUAAAACGGAGAUGGCUCAUCUACGAGCAGCAGAUGUCAAGAUCUUGAACCAGUUACUAGCACUUCACGAGGGCAUUGAGGCAGUGAAAUGGCUCCUGGAAGAGCGUGGUGCGCUCACCAGCCGCUGCAGCAGCCUGACCAGCAGCCAGUACAGCUUAGGGGAGGGUCCUGACACCUCCUGGAGGGGCAGCUGGAGCAGUCUGCAGGACCCUCAUGACAAGCUGGACAACAUUUCCAUUGGCAGCUAUCUGGACACAUUAGCUGAUGACCUGGAUGAGUACUGCCCCUCCAGUGGGACUGAAUCAAUACUCUGUGCCACCCCUAUGGGGACAGAAGGCUCCAGAGGUACUGGAGGAGGAGUGGGAAAUUCCACUGGAUCUGGAACCAGAUCUCCACAAGUCAAGUCCGAAGCCCCUAAAGAAGAAGCUCAGGUUUGGAGUAAAGCACAGUCCAACAAGCCCAAUGGAAUCCUGGACAAAGCAGUGAAGCAAAUGGUCAGACCAGAUUCGCCCAGAGCUUGUCUCGCUGAGAAGCUGGGGAAGAAUCUAAGCCCUAAAAUGAAACCCUACAAGAAUGGCAAAGUUGAGUUGGAAAGCUGCAAAAUGAACGGCAAAGUUCAACUAGAGUAUGACGCACACUGGCGUUGGGUGCAGUCGCAGGAUGAUGUGACUUUUUUGUGAAAAUAUGCACGAUCAAGCCAAAGGUGUUGAUGGAAGACUGCUCUGGUUUAAUAUUCACCACUGAGCUUUUGUUUGCAGACUUUGAUCUUUGAUUAAUUUGAGGCCAGCUUCUCAGUUCUUCUGAAGUGACAGAGGUGAAGAGGUCAGCAACGGGAAAGAAUCAAUAAUGGAAAGAAGCUUAGACCUGUGGGGGGGUCAUAGUUUAAAAAUCUUGAAUUAAUGACGUUACACUCUUUGUUAGGUUGUGUAGAUGUUUAUGGACGCAUGUUUCAAAUUCGCAUUUCAUGAGAUCUUUUCUGUAAUGGCGUCUAUUGAUUCAGCACAACUAUUUAAGUCAGUAAUUCAGGACUUUAUUAAAUAAGUCAGUACAUUAAGUAAGGGAUAAUGUACAUCCAGCUGGUUAUAAUCACAGAAUAAAGCCCGACAGAGUCAUCAGCAGUUGUAUAAGACUGAAGGGCUUUAUUUUGCAAUAACAACCAGCUGGAUGUACAUUAUCCUGCUUAUUACACGGCUAUUUGUCACAAAACUAAAUAAUCAGACAUGGAAUAUUGAUUUGAGAGUAAAUAUAUUCGAACACAAUACUUUUGUGAAAAAAACAGUUGCUAGUUUAAACCAGAUGGCAUAAUUAUGGCAAUAAAAGAUUUAAAAUGAAACUGUUUUAAAAUCUUACCGGUUUGUUAGUUAUUUUACAAUGUAUUACAGUCAUCCCAAAAUGGCAACAGCUGCAAUUGUAUAAAAACGGGUCCCCACGAUACCAGAAUGACAUAAUUAAAUCAUUCUACAUAGAAUAUUGAGUUAUUAUUAAGUAUUUUAUUAGCCAACCAAACGUAAAGCUUCUACAAAGAAAAAAAAAAUUCUUAGCAAGCAAAUAGCACCGACUGCAGUUACCCAGAUGAGCCUGUGUUAUUAGUUUUUAGCAGCUUUUAUUGGGGAAUAACAUACCUCAGAAUGUGGUGACUGACCAAUCAAGUAUUCUGUGUAGCCGUGUAACAAGUAAGGGAUAAUGUACAUCCAGCCGGUUGUUAAUCACAGAAUAAAGCCUGAAAGGCUUAUCAGCAGUAAGUUGUUGAAUAAGACUGAAGGGCUUUAUUUUGUAAUAACCAGCUGGAUGUACAUCAUCACACUUAUUACACGGCUGCUUGCCACAAAAGUAAAUAAUUAGACACGAAACAUUGAUCCGUUCAAAUAUUUGAAUGCAAAGCUUCCGUGAAGAAAGCAGUUAGCCAACCAAACACAAAGCUUCCACAAAAGAAAAAUGUUCUUAGCAAGAGAAUAGCGCCGACUGCAGUUACCCGGAUGAGCCUGUGUUAUUAGUUUUUACCAGUUGCUAUCGGGGAAUAACAUACCUCGGAAUGUGAUGACUGACCAAUCAGAAUCGAGUAUUCUGUGUAGCCGUGUAAUAAUUUCAUUUAAAUAAUGUAGUUUCAAUCCUAUGUGCUUAUUUUAAUACAGUUCUCAGAAACAGUCAAAACUUCACAAUAUUCAUCAAGAUUUUUUUUUUUAAUACUACCAUUCAAAUGUUUGGGGUUGAUCAAAUGUAUUGGUUUUUUUUUUAAAGAGGUCUCUUAUGCUCACAAAGGCUGCAUUUAUUUGAUCAAAAUACAUUAAAACAGUAAUAUUGUGAAAUAUUACAAAUUAAAGUAACUGCUUUCUAUUUCAAUAUUUUAAAGUUAAUUUAUUUAUGUUAUGGCAAAGCUGAAGUUUAAUAUUAAUACUUAACAUUUUUGUAGAAACUGUAAUAAUUUAUUUCAGAAUUCUUUGAUGAAUAUAAAGUCAAAGUCAUCAAAAUAAAUAUGUGUGUGACCCUGGACCACAAAACCAGUCUUAAGUAACACUGGUAUAUUUGUAGCAACUGCCAAAAAUACAUUGUAUGGGUCAAAAUUAUCGAUUUUUCUUUUAUGCCAAAAUCAUUAGGAUAUUAAGUAAAGUAAAUAUACUGUAAAUAUAUCAAAACUUAAUUUUUAAUUAGUAAUAUGGAUUGCUAAGAACUUCAUUUGGACAUGUUUAAAGGUGAUUUUCUCAGUUUUUUGAUUGUUUUGCAUCCUUAGAUUUCAGAUUUUCCAAUAGUUGUAUCUCCGCCAAAUAUUGACCCUUUUGACUGGUUUUGUGGUCCAGGGUCAUAUGUAAAAAAUACAACAUUUAUUUGAAAUUUAAAUCAUUUGUAAUAUCUACCGUCACUUUUGAUCAAUUUAAUGUGCCCUAAACAAGGUAAUUGCACAAAUGCUCACAUUUUACAUUUCCUUAAUAUUUUAAAGUGGACCAAAGUUUGUUUAUCUAAAACAAUCCAAAAGCUUGAAACCACAGCAGCUUAUUUUAUUAAAAUCAGAUUGAACAGAUUUUUUUAUGCUGUGCCUGACCAUUUUGUUUGACCUUUCUGCUGAUUACAAUAUGGACAAAAUAAAGUGCAGCUUUUGCUCUUAAACUGUAGGGAAUGUUUAAAUCAUGCUCCAUUUUACUACCAAAGUCUUAAAUCACCUCAGAGUGUGUUCCUUUGAGUUAACAUCUAAAGGUCAAAGAAUAAAUCCAUUCUGAAUACCAAGCAUGUUCCCAUCUGUUACAAUGUGACCCUGAGUCCAGAAUCAGCAACACCCUUGAGUUGCCUUUGACAAUUAAGUAUACAAUCACAAUGCCAUUUUUAAAUAUAUAUAUAUAUAUAUAUAUAUAAAUGUUAAUUUGAAAACUGCUUGUAGUUUACUCUUUGUCUGUCAGAAUGCUUAUGUAAUCAAUGCUGUAUUGUCAAUCUAAUCAGGUAAACUGUGGGUUAGCUUUAAGUAGGAUCCUGCUUUGAAGUACCAAUUAAUACUGGUUGUAUUGGAUCACUGAACUAAAUGAUCUUGAAAAACAGGAAAUUAAGGAUGUCAUAUAGCUUAUUCCACUGCACAGAUUUAAUGGAGUAAUACUGCUCAUACAAACGCAUGGAGACCAGUGGUUGUGCUGUGAUCUUUGCCUUUGUGAUGUCUUUUCUUAUUUAAAAAUUCAGCACCUAAAGUGCACUUUUAAUUUAAGGUUGUUCAGAUGACUAACUUUUACCAGUUAAUCAAGUUCUAUUUGUGGUGUAACUUUGACUAGUCACAGUGUUAGCACUGGAUGUAACCCUGCAUUGCCUAUGUUUUGUAUGCCAAAAGAACUGCAUUGAUGUAAUAUUUUUUUUGUCUAAUGGAGGAACUGAAAGUACUAUCAGUAUUUAGCAAUUUCACAUAUGGUGUGUUAUGUAAUAAAACACUGUACUGUA
Labeo rohita (rohu) is the source of this 4468-nucleotide messenger RNA. It is a transcript of the gene lurap1, whose product is annotated as leucine rich adaptor protein 1. The transcript has 3 exons. Gene Ontology annotation, biological process: positive regulation of canonical NF-kappaB signal transduction; positive regulation of cytokine production. NCBI's taxonomy places the organism in Eukaryota, Metazoa, Chordata, Actinopteri, Cypriniformes, Cyprinidae. The record is from RefSeq and is a predicted model, not a curated record. The coding region runs from base 376 to 1236 and encodes 286 amino acids.